Bipolaris sorokiniana ND90Pr is the source of this 1716-nucleotide messenger RNA. RefSeq lists its product as uncharacterized. Bases 39 to 1343 code for a protein of 434 amino acids. The transcript is spliced from 3 exons. The record is from RefSeq and is a predicted model, not a curated record. Lineage: Eukaryota; Fungi; Ascomycota; Dothideomycetes; Pleosporales; Pleosporaceae.
AUCUUUUUUGAAUCAUCCAAAAAUCCAUCAAACGCAUCAUGUCCGCCUUGGAUCAAAUCAAGCAGCAGAAUGCAGCGCUCCAAUCGAGCGUGGGAAACAUUUCCAAAGUUGCUGGACCGACUGCGAAGAAGUCCACGACAGCGACACCAGUGAAGCCAGCAACCAAAGCUGCCCCUGUUAAGAAGGCAUCAGCGGUGACUACAGACACAACGAGCCCAGCUGCUACGCCUGUGAAGAGGGUUCCCAGAAAGCUCAAUGCAGCUGGCACGCCUACGUCUAAUGUGACAAAGACAACGACUACACCUGCGGCUGCAAAGAAACUUGACAGCACUCCAGCGGUGAAAAAGACACCAGUGACAGCAGGUAAAACGAGCGUCAGCGAGGUGUCAAAGCCCGCUCGCACACGCACACCUCUUGGUACUAUCAAGCCCCUGCCAGUCAGGAACAAGUCAGCUGCAGACACACCAGUCACCAAGUCCGCAAGCACCGUCAAAAAAACGACAACAAGCACACCCGUCAAAAGCACUUCUACUCCCGUAAAAGCCACGCCCGUAAAGGCACCUACUACCGCAGGAAAAAACACCUCGACAGUCAAAAAGACACCCAUCAAGGUGAACCCGGAUGGUACCUACCCAACCCCCCUCUCCAUAAUUCAAGCUUAUCCGCCCCCAGGCCAACAGCCCCCGAAACGCGCCCCAGGUGCCGUCGGCAAAACCAUCAACACCGCCACCGGCACGCUCAAUAAAACCGUCGGCACAACAACCGGCACGCUAAACACCAUCACCGAUUCCGCGACUGCAGGCGUCAACAGGACGGUCGAUGGCGUCACGGGGGUUGCGGGCAAGGGGCUGGAUAAGCUACCAGCGGGCGUUGGGAAGCCUGUUAAGCAUGUGACGGAUGGGGUUGGCAAGACGGCGACGGGCGCGGUGGAUAAUGCGUAUUAUACGGUUGGUAGUGCGACAAAGGGGGUUCAGGGGACGGUGAGUAAGACGACAGGAGCGUUGGGGAGAGGGGAUGUUAAGGGGACUGUUGCGGGGGCUACGAGUGGUGUUGGCAAUACCGUCACGGGCGUGGGCAAAGGACUCGGGAAUACCGUUGGCGAUGGGCUUGCGGGGCUGGGAAGCACAGUUGGAGGACCCGUCGGCGGCGUGGUGGGGAAUGUAGGUAAAGGCGCUAAUAAUGCUGUUAGUGGCAUCACGGGUGGGCUGGGUGAUGGCGUAAGCAAGCUUGGAAAGGGGGAUGUGAUUGGCGGUGUUGGGAGCACGCUUGGGGGUGUAGGGAGGGGUGUUGGCGGACUGCUAGGCGGUAUCACGGGGUAUGGGGAGGGACGGGAGGAACGGUGAAGGCGCAAGGUGGAGGCGUGGUUGUCUGGUGUUUGCACGAUGGUGACGGAAGCAGCCGAGGGGGAUGGGGAUGUGGAUGUGCAGUGGGUGGCUGGAAAUCAAGACUCCCAGCUCCGAGAUUACCUCCAUGAGCGAGUCGGCGCCGAAAGGGCAGGGUCACAAGACGCAGGGCAGACUAGAGAUUGAGGGUUAAGCGACACGGUAUGAUUUCUUUUAUUACGGGUUUGGGCUAUGUAUUGCUUCAUGCAGGAGGGGGUUUUUUGGGUUGAGUUAGUUUAGUUAGUUCAGUGGCUUUCAGUACAAGCGGCGGGUUAAUUUCUAUGGACCGUUGAAACAUUGCAGGGUCACGACCUGAAGUUUUGCAUGAUAGCAG